CCGCAAUACGUCGGAUGAACUAAAGGCUGCCAAACGUUCAGAAGGAAGGACUGUUUUGGACAGAGCACAUUUUCAUCGGGUAAGUAGCUUAAGUUUUGUUCUCUUCCAAUACGGAUAUUGCCUACGUGCACCUGAUUCCGGGUAUAGGCGUACUCUUAAAUUGUCCAAUGUAGACCUAACGAACAUCCCUAUCUGGCUGACAUCGAUUUCAUAGGUCACGCCCUUUUUACAACAUUCCAUUAAUAUUGUUUAAGGUAUGAUAACUUGUAGAAUAUUACGAUUGCUUCCACAUCGGCAUGUAACGCACUGAUGAACAUCAAACCUGUUUAAUAUUAUCUAAAUUAAAAAAAGAAAGAUAGAAAUGAAAAAAUGAUUUUACAUACAGAUGCAGGGGGUGUGGCGCAUUUGUGAGAAAGAAAAGUUCAUUUGUUUUUUCGGGGGGUCGGGGGGUGUUUGUUGUGUGUGUGUGUGUGUGUGUGUUUGUGUGUGUGUGUGAGAGAGAGAGAGAGAGGUUGGAGGGUUGGGUUAAGACAACAUCAACCCAUUAAUAAAGUAUUGAAUGCACUUGUGAAAAUAUAGCCCCCAAAAUAUAUGAAGACAAAUUUCAUGGUAGGCACAAGGAAGUUUGAUUUCAUCUUUUUAACAUGCUUAAUUUUUUUUAAUGCUAUGUUUGUCACCAGGAAGAUUUCUCAGAGCUCAGAUAAAGAACAUCAGUGAUAAAUUAUGGCAGUGAUUCAUAGAUUGCUUUUUAUGAUCUAAGUCCCUCUUAAGUGAAUGUAUUUAGUCAAUGUUUCACCUGUACAGGUAUAUGAAUGUUUGCUGGUCUCAUGUAUAUAGUGGGUUUUAUCAUAGCUAGGUAAUGAAGGUCUGUACAUUCAUGAAUGACUGAUCAGGAUAGGAAUCUGGGUCACCCCAACUCACCUGUUUUUAUGAAUGAACUCGAUGAAAGUAUGCACAUAAAGAAUGUGUGGUUACCAAAAUUUGUAUUUCAGAAAUCUAACAUGCUAAAUAUUCUCUCUUUCUUGUCCUUAAAAAAGGUACAGGUUUGUUUAACAGUGUAUUAAUUACUCUGACCAACACUAAUUGUAUCAAGUUGAAAAAAGAGAGAGCAGUAUUGUUGAUUUUUAAUAUAAUGCAUUUAGUUCCACAAGCAUAUUAUUAAUGUAUGUGUUUUGAACAGUCAUGUUGGAAAAAGGUCAAGAUCUUUAAAUACAACAUCUUAUUGACAUGCUGCCAAAAUCUGUUCACUCUUUUGUGUUUGUGAAGAAAAUGAUUUGUAAGUGAAGCAUUCCUAAACAUUUUUAUACCAGAUGUAACACCCCUGAAAUAAUUAGAUCCACAUUUCUGGUCAAACAUGAUGUAGGCCUCCUUAAGUAAACACACAUCCCCUAACCUAGGCAUUCCACAUAUUGCUCAUAUAAAAUCUCUGACUCAUUGAGCCCUUGUCAAAAUUCAACUCCUACACGAUUUUUCUUUUAUCUGUGACUUGACUUCCAAACUAAGCAGAUUAUUCCUGAUUUCUGUAGAGGUUUCACAACAGUUACGCAGACUCAAACAAAAUGGCAGGACUUGUAAAAGCAAAGAAAUAUGACUGGAAGGAUUCCAAUAUGGCCUUGUUUGGUUCUGACACAGAACGCCAAGUCAAAAAGGAGUCAGCCAUGACAGAACCUGCCUGGGAGGGGGCCGGGACUGAAGUAGGGGUCAAAAUCUGGCGUAUUGUGAAAUUCCAAGUCACAGAUUGGCCCAAGGAGGACUACGGAAAAUUCUACAAUGGAGAUUCCUAUAUCAUUCUAAAAACGUACAAGGAGGGUGACUCUGAGGACCUGAAGUAUGACCUCCAUUUCUGGAUCGGCACAAACAGCUCACAGGAUGAGUACGGAACAGCUGCUUAUAAGACAGUAGAACUGGACACGUUCCUGGACGACAAGGCCGUUCAAUACCGUGAAGUACAGGAUCACGAGUCCAACAAGUUUAAGUCAUACUUUGACACCAUUUUGUUGAUGGAAGGUGGUGCAGAGACUGGAUUUCGACAUGUGGAACCUGUAGAAUACAAACCCCGCCUUCUGCAGUUCAACGGCAAGGGACGCCACAUCACAGUGAAGGAGGUAGCAUUCACUGAGAAGAGUCUGAAGAGUGAUGAUGUGUUUGUAUUGGACAAGGGACUUGAAAUUAUUCAGUGGAAUGGAGCUGGUUCUAACGGCAUGGAGAAAAUGAAGGCUCAAACAUUCUGUCAGCAAUUGGAGGCGGAGCGAUCAGGGGCCAGUAACUCUGUGGUGGAGGAGGGAUCCCGCGCACCAGAAUUCUAUGAAGGUCUCCCUGAUGAUGAUGUUGAGGCUGACGAGGAAGAAGAGGCCACCACUGGGGAAAUGACACUGAUGAAAGUGUCAGAUGCUAGUGGAAAAGUGGAGAUGUCUGAGGUUAAGAAAGGAAGUGUCACCCAGGACGAUUUGUCUUCAGAUGAUGUCUUCCUUGUUGACAACGGUCUGCAAGUGUUUGUUUACGUCGGAGCCAAUGCUUCUUCUGCAGAGAAGAGGAACGGAUUCCCGUAUGCUCAUAAAUACAUCCAGGAAAACAACAAGAAACCAUUCAUCCAUGUCACUGUUGUCAAGGAGGGGCAAAAUUCCGAAUUACAGACCCUGCUCCAGUAAACAUCGAUGUAAGGUCCGCCCAGUUUGUCACAUGACUGCCAGUAACUUUGUAAACACAGCUUAAUAGAGAUUUAUGGCUUCAAGCAAGAGGGACAUGUGUGCAACAUUACUGUUUGAUUUAAAGCUGAUUUUCUCCUUUCUGAUAAGGUAUAAUACUUGUAUUUAUGAACAAAUGUAUAUUUAAGAACAUAUUUUUGCAAACAUUUGAUUUUUACAACGAAGUUUUUUUUUCUAAGCAACUGAUUUUGAAAAUGAAAGCUAACCAAAAUAUAUUUAUACUGCCUGGAGGGCUUUCAGUAAGGAAUUGCUUCAGAUGCCAUUUUACAUGAUACAGGGUGAGCUCUCUCUCUCUCCUACAUCUUUUGUUGCUAGGCAUUUCCAUCACUGGUUGGAUAUUUUGUAGAUUACUUAUGUUAUGUUGUGCUUAAUGUAUUAUUUAUAUGUUGUGAUUCAUAAUACCAUACUUUAUACCAUUUAUUAGUAAGAAAAAUAAUGGUUAUGGUUUUCAAAGCAAAGUAAGCAUUUUUUCAUUUUUGUUGAAGAUUAGCCUAUCUAAUAUUUUCACAUUUCAUGAUCUUAUUUUUACACAGCUCAUUCAAAUUUAUUUUUUCAUUUUGUUAAUUUGCUCUGAUGAAGAAAUUUUUCAAAUUUUUUAUACAUAUUUUAUAAUUUAUUCAACUUCUUUUGUACUUUGCACAUUCUCUUUUUUGUGUGUGUAAACAUUAUUGUUUUUUUGACAUACAAAGCUGCAAUAUAGAGACAGAUCACAUGCCAGUCAUGUGACUUGUCUCCUUGUCAACUUUUCCUGCUUCCCGUAGAUGUAUAUUAAUUACAUAUCUAACAAUAAAAUAUUUCACACACUG
Ostrea edulis (European flat oyster) is the source of this 3511-nucleotide messenger RNA. RefSeq names its product gelsolin-like protein 2. Lineage: Eukaryota; Metazoa; Mollusca; Bivalvia; Ostreida; Ostreidae. The transcript is spliced from 13 exons. The record is from RefSeq and is a predicted model, not a curated record. Bases 1560 to 2648 code for a protein of 362 amino acids. Gene Ontology annotation, molecular function: actin filament binding.